CGGGCGGUGUGUGCGGGGUGUAGGAGGGGGAAUGAUACGACAGGUUGUGACUCGCAUUUUCUAUUGUACAUUCAUAGAGAACGCACGCGUGCAUAGUGUGUAAUAAUUAUUAUAAUCACUGAUCAACCAUGUUAACCAAGGAGUGGGGAAAGUUAAUAGACAAGGAUAUUUUGAUUAGUUUGGUGGAAGAUAGGCCAGUCCUUUGGGACAAGACGCUGGAUAAAUACAAAGACAAUACUGCAAGUAUUGCAGGUUGGCGCGAAAUAUGCGUUAUUCUAAUGGAGGAUUUUGAGGCUAUGGAACAAAGACAAGACAAGAGUUCGGAAAACUUGUUAUGAAAAAGUGAAGACAGAUGAGAGAUGCCUGGGUGAGAACACUAAAAGAUAAAAAGAAUUGUAAGACGUCUGGUUCCGCUGUCUCAAACACGAAGCCCUACAAAUACCAUAAUCAGAUGCUGUUUUUGAAAAAAGUAGUUGCUGCUGGUGAAACCAGGAAAGCGUAUCUACUAAACAAACUGAAGAACACACCACGACAACGAAUGAACCUACAAACGAAGAUGACAGUGUGACUACAAUGACACAACUAGACAAUGACAGUUAAAAGUACAAACAAAAUCUAGCCUCCCCGCCAAAACGCAGAGCACAUUGACUAUCAGAUAAAACCGAAGAAAACUGAGCAGCAUGAUCGCAAUCCUGCUUGAUGAUGACCAAACUUUGGAAUUCCAGUCAGGGGUGAUAAACCUAUUACAAAAUAUUAAACGUAGGAGAGUUGGCCAGUCAACUUAUGACUGGUCAGCCUAUACACAAACAUCUGAUGCUAGUCACUAUCAAUCUCAGGGAUAUUUUAGCAGACUACAGCCUACUGAUAGUGCACUAUCGCCAGUACAAUCUGUAGACAGUGAUGCUACGUUAGAUCUGUCUGAGUUUUAAAAAUAAACGUACGUACCUUAAAAAUAUCGCUAGU
This is a messenger RNA of Acanthoscelides obtectus, 963 nucleotides long. The record is from the annotation of a GenBank genome assembly. Lineage: Eukaryota; Metazoa; Arthropoda; Insecta; Coleoptera; Chrysomelidae.